Fonsecaea pedrosoi CBS 271.37 is the source of this 489-nucleotide messenger RNA. RefSeq lists its product as uncharacterized. Bases 1 to 489 code for a protein of 162 amino acids. The transcript has a single exon. The record is from RefSeq and is a predicted model, not a curated record. NCBI's taxonomy places the organism in Eukaryota, Fungi, Ascomycota, Eurotiomycetes, Chaetothyriales, Herpotrichiellaceae.
AUGCGGAUCGAGAUCGCCCUCGACCCGAGCACCAGCCCGCACAAGCAGCGCGCGACCAAGGCGCAGAUCUUGGCCGAGCUCGAGCACGUCCGCGAGAGCUGCAAGUACUGGAACAGCCUCAUCUGGACCGUGCGCAUGUUCGAGGCCGUCAUCGCCCGAACCCGACUCGGCCCGGUUGGCGCGAACGGCACGUCGUUGUCGCCUAAUGGGUCUUCAGAGGCGGAGGUGGACGAGGAGGCGGCGUCUGUGAGUCACAACGGGGUAGGUCCCGGCGGCGGUGGUGGUGAGGGUGGUGGAGGCAACGCCUCACAUCGUAGGAUGGAGCAAGCGCCCAACGACCUGCUCGAAGGCGUCAGGGACCUCGACGCCGGAGCCCAAGUUACCGACGACGUCUUUGGCAUCUUGCCCGUCACCGACGACUAUGACUGGCUCGAAGGCCUCUUUGGAGCGCCACGCAGUGACGUUGGGGACCCGGCAGUCGUCUUUUAG